CCCCGCCCCCUGCUCCUAUUCCUCCUCCUGACCCUUUUUCUCUUGGCUCCAUCGGCAGUUUCUCCAGGACUCAGCAGUGUCCUCUGUCCACUGCCCUGGGCUGUUCUCCACCCCACCCCCACUGUGAGCCCCUAACUCAGGAUUCAGGACCCAGGGGCCCCUCCCCACCCCAGCUAACUUCUUCUGGACCAGGAGAGCCGACCCACGUCCCACUACCUCCAUGAGCGCUGCAGACAGGAUGGGGGCCAGAGCUGUGCAGGGCCUGCGGCUGGCAAUGCUGUUACUGCUGGUGCUAGGGACCCCUAAGUCAGGGGUGCAGGGGGAGGAAGGGCUGGACUUUCCUGAGUAUGAUGGUGUGGACCGUGUGGUCAAUGUCAACGCAAAGAACUACAAGAAUGUGUUCAAGAAGUAUGAGGUGCUGGCACUGCUCUACCACGAGCCCCCCGAGGACGACAAGGCCUCACAAAGACAAUUUGAGAUGGAGGAGCUGAUCCUGGAGUUAGCAGCCCAAGUCCUAGAAGACAAAGGUGUUGGCUUCGGGCUGGUGGACUCUGAGAAGGAUGCAGCUGUAGCCAAGAAACUAGGACUAACUGAAGAGGACAGCAUUUAUGUGUUCAAGGGAGAUGAAGUCAUUGAGUAUGAUGGCGAGCUUUCUGCUGACACCCUGGUGGAGUUUCUGCUUGAUGUCCUAGAGGACCCUGUAGAAUUGAUUGAGGGUGAACGAGAGCUGCAGGCGUUCGAGAAUCUUGAGGAUGAGAACAAACUCAUUGGCUACUUCAAGAGCAAAGAUUCAGAGCAUUACAAAGCCUACGAGGAUGCGGCGGAGGAGUUUCAUCCCUACAUCCCCUUCUUUGCCACCUUCGACAGCAAGGUGGCAAAGAAGCUGACCCUGAAGCUGAAUGAGAUCGAUUUCUAUGAGGCCUUCAUGGAAGAACCUGUGACCAUCCCAGAUAAGCCCAAUAGCGAAGAGGAGAUUGUCAACUUCGUGGAGAAGCACAGGAGGUCAACCUUGAGGAAACUGAAGCCUGAGAGUAUGUAUGAGACCUGGGAGGAUGAUCUGGAUGGAAUCCAUAUUGUGGCCUUUGCAGAGGAAGCAGAUCCUGAUGGCUAUGAGUUCUUGGAGACCCUCAAGUCUGUGGCCCAAGAUAACACUGAUAACCCUGAUCUUAGCAUCAUCUGGAUUGACCCUGAUGACUUCCCCCUGCUGGUUCCAUACUGGGAGAAGACGUUUGACAUUGACCUGUCAGCCCCACAAAUAGGAGUCGUCAAUGUUACUGAUGCGGACAGCGUAUGGUUGGAGAUGGACGACGAGGAGGACCUGCCCUCCCCUGAGGAGCUGGAGGACUGGCUGGAGGAUGUGCUGUCGGGCGAGAUCAACACAGAGGAUGAUGACGAUGAUGAUGACGACGAUGAUGACGAUGAUGACUAGUUGCUGUAGCUACCAUCUCCUAGCCCCACUUGCUCUCCUCAGGCUUCCUCCUGCCUUCCCUGAGCUUCUCCAGGGACACUAGGUCAUUCUCUGACUAGGGCCCACUGGGGUCUGUAGGCUGAGUGCUGAGACUCUGAUCCCCCUCACUUAAUGAGGGAAGGAGCACUUUUCCCUACAUACCAGCCGACCUAUCUCAUCUGACUUCUGUUUCCUGUCCAACAAUGUCCCUGUAUCUAGUAUUUGUUUCUUCCAUCACUCCCUACACUCUUUCUUCUGAUUUUCUUGCCAUAUCUGUGGGCUCCUAUCUCUAUUCUGUUCCCUCCACUUCUGCACACUCUUCCCCCACUCUCUUAAAUCCUAUAUCCUUCUGACUGUCCUAUCCCUGGCCAGGAGGAAGGGAGGGUUCUGUGGGGCUGUAUCUCACCAAUCUCUUGUUAAUGUAUUUGGGUCAAAUAAGAGGCCUCAAUAAAGGAUCUGGGGCAGCAUGA
This is a messenger RNA of Equus caballus (horse), 1917 nucleotides long. It is a transcript of the gene CASQ1, whose product is annotated as calsequestrin 1. Gene Ontology annotation, biological process: regulation of skeletal muscle contraction by regulation of release of sequestered calcium ion. NCBI's taxonomy places the organism in Eukaryota, Metazoa, Chordata, Mammalia, Perissodactyla, Equidae. The record is from RefSeq and is a predicted model, not a curated record. Gene Ontology annotation, cellular component: sarcoplasmic reticulum lumen; Z disc. Gene Ontology annotation, molecular function: calcium ion binding.